Messenger RNA from Sarcophilus harrisii (Tasmanian devil), 4318 nucleotides. RefSeq names its product SMG8 nonsense mediated mRNA decay factor (gene SMG8). Gene Ontology annotation, biological process: nuclear-transcribed mRNA catabolic process, nonsense-mediated decay. The coding region runs from base 44 to 3028 and encodes 994 amino acids. NCBI's taxonomy places the organism in Eukaryota, Metazoa, Chordata, Mammalia, Dasyuromorphia, Dasyuridae. The transcript has 4 exons. The record is from RefSeq and is a predicted model, not a curated record.
GGACGGACCCGGACCGGAAGGAGCGGGCCAGCGGCGCGGCAUCAUGGCGGGCCCGGUCAGCCUGCGGGAGCUGCUGCUCGGGGCAGCGGCCGGGGCCGGGGCUGCGAGCCCCGCAGGCUCGCCGGCGGAGGGCAGCGGCGGCGGAACGGGUGGGGCGGAGCCGCCGUGGCGGGAGGAUGAGAUCUGCGUGGUGGGAAUCUUCGGCAAGACGGCGCUGCGCCUCAGCUCCGAGAAGUUCUCGCUGGUGAACACCGUGUGCGACCGGCAGGUCUUCCCCCUGUUUCGCUGUCAGGACCCGGCGGAACCAGGGCCGGGGUCGGGCGCCGAGGCCGGAACCGUGGGGGAGGCCGGCGGAGCCGGGGACGCCGGGGCCGGCGGCGGGGAGUCGGCGCGGGCGGGCGCGGCAGCCCCCGAAACGACCAAGGAGGACCCGACCUCCCAGGACUACAGCCUCCUCCAGGCCUACUACAACCAAGAAAGCAAAGUCCUGUACCUGCUGCUGACGUCCAUCUGUGACAACUCGCAGCUGCUCCGGGCCUGCCGGGCCCUGCAGAGCGGAGAGGUGGGAGGGGGCCUCUCGUCUCUGCCUCACGCCGAAGCCCACGAGUUCUGGAAGCACCAAGAGAAGCUGCAGUGCCUCAGCCUCCUCUACCUCUUCUCCGUCUGUCACAUCCUGCUCUUGGUCCACCCCACCUGCUCCUUCGAUAUCACUUACGACCGGGUCUUCCGAGCUCUGGAUGGGUUGAGGCAAAAGGUGCUGCCCCUCCUCAAGACUGCCAUCAAGGACUGCCCGGUGGGCAAGGACUGGAAGCUAAACUGCCGGCCUUGCCCGCCCAGACUCCUCUUUCUCUUUCAACUCAACGGGGCUCUCAAGGUGGACCCUCCCCGGAACCAAGACCCAGCCCACCCAGAUAAACCCAAGAAGCACUCCCCCAAAAGGAGGCUCCAGCACGCCCUGGAGGACCAGAUCUACCGCAUUUUCCGCAAGAGUCGAGUCCUGACCAAUCAGAGUAUCAACUGCCUCUUCACCGUUCCUGCCAACCAGGCUUUUGUGUACAUUGUCCCUGGGGGGCAGGAGGAAGACCCAGUGGGCAUGUUGCUGGACCAGCUUCGGAGCCACUGCACUGUGAAAGACCCCGAGUCCCUGUUGGUCCCUGCACCCCUCUCUGGCCCGAGGCGAUACCAAGUGAUGAGACAGCACAGUCGGCAACAGCUUUCCUUCCACAUAGAGAACAGCAGCAGCUCCAGCUCUUCUUCAGGGCAGCUCGUGGAUUUCACCCUCCGAGAAUUUCUGUGGCAGCACGUUGAGCUGGUACUGAGCAAGAAAGGUUUUGAUGACAGUGUGGGCAGGAAUCCGCAGCCUUCGCACUUUGAACUCCCGACCUAUCAGAAGUGGAUUGCAGCUGCUUCAAAAUUAUACGAAGUGGCCAUUGAUGGGAAAGAGGAAGAUCCCGCUUCUCCCACAGGAGAAAUUACCUCCAAGAUUUUAAGCAGUAUCAAAGUUCUGGAGGGUUUUUUGGAUAUUGAUACAAAGUUCUCAGAAAACCGGUGCCAGAAAGCAUUGCCCAUGGCUCACAGUGCCUACCAGUCCAAUCUGCCCCAUAAUUACACAAUGACUGUCCAUAAGAAUCAGCUUGCCCAGGCUCUUAGGGUCUAUAGUCAACAUGCCCGGGGCCCCGCCUUUCACAAGUAUGCCAUGCAGUUGCAUGAGGACUGCUACAAAUUUUGGAGCAAUGGCCACCAGCUUUGUGAGGAGAGGAGCUUAACAGAUCAACACUGUGUACAUAAAUUUCACUCACUACCUAAAUCAGGAGAAAAGCCGGAAGCUGACAGAAAUCCUCCUGUCUUGUAUCACAACAGCAGAGCUCGGUCCACUGGUGCCUGUAACUGUGGAAGGAAACAAGCACCUCGAGACGACCCCUUUGAUAUCAAAGCAGCUAAUUAUGACUUUUAUCAGCUUCUAGAAGAAAAAUGUUGUGGAAAACUGGAUCAUAUCAAUUUCCCAAUAUUUGAGCCAAGUACCCCUGAUCCUGCUCCUGCCAAAAAUGAAUCAUCACCUGCUCCUCCAGAUACAGACGCUGAGAAACUUAAAGAAAAAGAACCUCAAACCCAAGGAGACAGCACAAGUCUGAGUUUAGCAUUGAGUCUUGGUCAGUCCACUGACAGCUUAGGCACAUAUCCGGCUGAUCCACAAGCAGGAGGAGACAACCCUGAAGCUCAUGGACAAGGGGAAGUAAAAACUGAGAAACGUCCAAAUUUGGUUGAUCGUCAGGCAUCCACAGUUGAGUACCUCCCAGGCAUGCUACAUUCAAAUUGUCCUAAAGGUCUUUUACCCAAAUUUUCCAGCUGGUCUUUGGUCAAACUAGGCCCUGCCAAGUCUUAUAACUUUCACACUGGCUUAGACCAACAGGGUUUCAUUCCCGGAACAAAUUAUCUUAUGCCUUGGGACAUUGUCAUCAGGACAAGAUCUGAAGAUGAAGGAGACUUAGACACAAACUCUUGGCCAGCUCCAAAUAAGGCUGUUCCUGGAAAGAGAAGUUCAGUUGUCAUGGGAAGAGGAAGGCGGCGAGAUGACAUAGCUAGAGCUUUUGUGGGAUUUGAAUAUGAAGACUCUCGUGGUCGGAGGUUCAUGUGCUCUGGCCCUGACAAAGUGAUGAAAGUAAUGGGAAGUGGGCCAAAGGAAUCUGCAAUCAAAGCCCUCAAUAGUGAUAUGCCUUUAUAUAUUCUGUCAUCAUCUCAGGGUCGAGGACUAAAACCACACUAUGCUCAACUUAUGAGACUUUUUAUUGUGGUUCCUGAUGCUCCUUUACAAAUAAUAUUAACGCCUCAGGUUCAACCAGGUCCACCACCUUGUCCAGUAUUCUACCCUGAGAAGCAGGAAAUCACCCUUCCACCUGAUGGAUUGUGGGUACUACGCUUCCCUUAUGCUUAUGUGACUGAUCGUGGACCUUGUUUUCCUCCCAAGGAAAAUGUGCAGUUAAUGAGCUACAAGGUCAUCCGAGGGGUUCUUAAAGCAGUUACACAGUAGUGUUUUCCAAGCAGAUCAAUCCUAUUCUUAAACUCCUUUUUCAACUCAACAUGGCUUUUAAUUACAAGGGUUAACAUCUGGACAGUAAUUGUUCCAUUUUUGGGGAAUCUUGUUGCUAUUUAUUGGGAAUACAAUUCAUCUUCCUAAUAAAAAUUGGAUGUUCUCAAAAGGAACAAGAAAGAUACUGUUAUUACUGUUGAUCCCUCUUAUUUCCUUCUGUGUGUUUCAGUGUUCUACAUUAAAACGUUAUCUUCUGUAUUUGAAUUUGCAUCCCCAAAUGUUGAAAGAUGAAAGAUAAUCCUGGUAUUGGAUAAAAUAGAUGUUUGGACUAAGAUUUUUGUCAAGAGAUAGUUAUUAAAAAUUUCCUCAAAAUAGAGUCAAAUUUGGUAAGAUUAAUCUAGUAAGAAUGAAAGGUGGUUUAAUUUCUUAAAUUAAAUACUAAUUUAUUAAUACUAUUUUAUCUGUUAAAGCUUUUUUUAUGGGAGUUGUUUUCUUUGUUUUUUUUCAGACCAUUACAUUCUUGGGUCAUAGAUGGACUGGUUUUUAAAACAGGCACUGAAAUUUAUUGAAAUAAUCAUAUUAGUCCAAAAUGUUAACAUAAAACUAUAUUUUUGACAUUUGUGCCAUUCAUUGAGACAUAGAAUCAAUCUUAACCCUUGAUGGUAGGUAUGAAUAAAGAUAGAAGUGCUGAUGUGACAGACUUAUUUGAUAACCUUUUCAGCAUAAAUGAACAGCCCUAGAUACCAGCAAAAUUAAAUUAUUCUUUUCUCUUGUUUAUUGAUGCUUUUUCCUUUUAAAAAAUAUCAUUGUCAUUUCCCAAUCUUUCUCUUAUCCCCCAAAUAGAAGCUUUCUGUAUACCAAAUGAGUACAGUCAGGAAAUUCUAAUUAACACCAUAUUAGCUAUAUCUGAAAAUAUAUGCCUUAUUCUGUAUAUAUUGCUACCACCUCGUUGCCUAGGCAGAAAGAAGCAUCCUUUCCAUAAAGUCCUCUGCAAUCACGAUCGGGCACUGCAUUGAUACAGAGUUCUGGGGCAUUUUAAUUUUUUGUUUUGCUACACUGUCGUGAUGGUUAUGUAAAUAGUUCUCUUGAGUGUGUUCUAUAUCAGUUCAGUCUUUACAAUUUUGUGAGAUUUUGUCAUUUUUAUGGCGUAGUAAUAUUCCUUGGAGUAGCUAGAUGGCGCAGUGGAUAGAGUUUUGGUAUCUGGAGUCACUUGAGUCAGUAAGACUUCUCUUCCUAAGAUCAAAUCUGGUCUUGGACACUUACUGGCUGUGUGACUUUGAACAAGUCACU